CAUCGAAAAUCGGCAGAAAAAAACGAUGAAUUCUAUGAAUAAUUUAAAACUUAAUAAAACAGUAAAAAAAAUAGAUGGGUCUUCAUUAUAUGAUAAUUAUCAUGUGCACGCAAGCAGCGCUUGGAAUGUGCUAUUAAAACAACGACGGAAAAUAGGACACCAUUUGAGCGCCAUGGCAACCACAGUCAACAAUAAUUGUUUAAUUUGCAUUAAACCCCAUUACCCCAUUUUUACAAUUGGUUCAUUCGAAGGGUUUAUAAAAAAAAAUUCCUUCAAUAAAUGACACAUUCUAUUAGUCAAUUCAAAAGGAGGUAAAUUCUAAGCUAAAAUACAAUCAAACAAAAGUUUUAGAUUAGAAGGGAAAAACACGAAAUGAAAUCAUUACUGAGCUUUUCAAAAUCGAACUUACCAUGACAACUAGUCAAUAAUGUUGUCAACGAGCCUAAAUAGAAAACUCUUCACAUUGGUGCAAUCAUUUCUGUUUUGUCAGUUCAGAAGAUAGCCCGUUCGUUCUAGCGAAAUUAUUCCAAAAUGAGCAAACUAGAAGAUUUACUUGGUAAGAAAAAGGAAGUGGUUCCUGUACUCGAUUUGUCUAAACAAAUUGUCAAUUCGAAAGAAGAGUAUAAGCGAUUGUUUGAAAAGGUGCCUGAUUAUAAAAUGCGACCCAUUAAGGUACGACCAGAAGAUAUCAAGAUUAAAGAUCCAGAUAGUGGAUUGUUCAAACCAACCAAGAAGGAAACCAAUUAUCUACUGCGUCACAACGGAGAACGUGAGCGCCAAUAUACGUAUCUCGAUCCGAUACCAGCUGAAAUGCGCUCAUUGAAGAUCAAGGAACUAUGCACAGUUCCCAUCGACUGGAAAAUGUUGACCACGCUACGACCAAAAACUAAAAUCGAAGAAGAAUAUUACAGCAAGCUAAUUGAACUGGGCAAACUACAAAUUCGAACGGAGCAGCGUAAUAAACGUGAAUAUCUGUUGAAUCCGGCGGUGAAAAAAGUCAAAAAUAAAUCCGGGGUGGUUGAGAUGCGUCCAAUGACGUGUGCAGAAUGCAGCGAAGAAUAUUGCAACGGUAAAAAUUGCAUUGAAUUCAAUUAUGAUUUGUACACCAGAAUCGUACCGAAAGAUACGGCAAAAGCCAUUACCACUAAGACAUCGAUUGAGAAAGAAUCGGGUGGCGGGAAAAAGACAAAAAAGAAAUCGAAAUCCUUCGACCUGGGAAAAGGGAAGAAAACACGCAACCGUAGCAAGAGUCCAAAUAAAUCAAAACGAAAAUAGAAUAUUCGACUCAAUAAAUAAAUGAAUAAAUGUUUAUUCGGUUC
Messenger RNA from Sitodiplosis mosellana (orange wheat blossom midge), 1319 nucleotides. RefSeq lists its product as uncharacterized. The record is from RefSeq and is a predicted model, not a curated record. NCBI's taxonomy places the organism in Eukaryota, Metazoa, Arthropoda, Insecta, Diptera, Cecidomyiidae. The coding region runs from base 532 to 1275 and encodes 247 amino acids. The transcript is spliced from 3 exons.